This is a messenger RNA of Botrytis byssoidea, 1158 nucleotides long. RefSeq lists its product as uncharacterized. Lineage: Eukaryota; Fungi; Ascomycota; Leotiomycetes; Helotiales; Sclerotiniaceae. The record is from RefSeq and is a predicted model, not a curated record. The transcript is spliced from 2 exons. The coding region runs from base 1 to 1158 and encodes 385 amino acids.
AUGGAGCGAUACCCCACACCUCCCUCCACGAGUUCUCCCAAACACGGAUAUCACGAUGAUCAUAACUUAGGAGGGGCACGAAACGACGCUCCAGCGUCAUAUGCUUUCCAUAACGAUCACAACGAUCAUAAAUCUACCAUCUAUUCUUCCUUCACAAACGCGUCGACUGUCGUUCCUGCCUCCACAGAAGCAUGGGCAUCCGGUUAUCCAGCUACUAGCUCGAAUAAACCCAUCGACAAACACCCUCAAGAUUUCUUCGGCAUCACAUCUCAAGACCCAUCUUACAAUCACCCCAAUCCCAUUCAAUUUGGCGGUCCUCCCCACCCUACCGCCACCGAAACUUUCAAAACCCAAGGCCCAAAUCCAAAAACUUACAGCUAUGACAAUUAUCCACUAGCUCAUCGACCCGCCCAAGAAACCUACUGGCAAACAACAUCCGACCCCGUUUCUCCCUCCCAAAUCCCUCAAACCCACCCGUACCUCGAAACCUACAAUCACGCGCACCCCUCCCACCCGGGCCCUCCUCCCCGCCGCUCCAGCUCUCCCACCCCCAACACUCUCCCCUCCACAGCCGGCACAAACCCCUACUACAACCCCCCCUCCCAAACCUCUCAGUCCUGCCCCCAACCCCAACCUCAGCCUAUCCGCCGCCGUUCCUCUCCUAUCCCAGGUCGCAUCUCCUCCCCUCUCAAAAGACCUCUCUCCCCCUACUCUCUCUCCCGUCCCAAACCCCGUCCUGGUUUCAUAAGACGUGUUGCCUCGCGCUUCACAUCCUGGAUCCGCUCUCUCUUCUCCUGGAUACGAGCAAAUCCUAUCAAAACCGGUUUACUAUCCUUCAUCCCUAUUUUACUCGGGACCGGAGUCGUCAAAACCGUGAAAGGAGUGAAACAUUUCCUUGGAAACCGGGCUUCUAAAAGAAAGGAAAGAAAGCACGAACACAAGCUUGAGAAAGAGGCCAAGAAGUUGGAAAAGAAAUGGCACGAGGAUAUAUUUGGGGACUUCAAGGGAUUUGCUGGGACUAGGGGGGGACCGCUGAAUGGGAUUUUGAAAAUUGUUCAUUUGUUGGUAAACCACUACUGCAGACUAACACCCUCCAAUUUCCCUCGCGCAGCCUCUAUCCUCCUCGAGCUCUAUUUUCUCGACAUGAAGAACCUCUAG